AUGUACCUUUGUGCAGCACUAGAGCUUUUGGAGCACUUCCUCUACCUUCGGUCCUCGCCGUCGAAAGCCGCCGCUCUCAUCGCCCCUGAAUCGGAGCCAGAGAUCAAGAGGCUCAUUUUGAGCCAGAUGAAAGCCGAGUGGGAGAUGGUCUUGAGGCUUGAAAAGAGCUCGGCCACGGCGGCCGAGUUGCACGAGCACUGCCGGCACGUGUGCUACCAAUGCUACCGCGAGCUCAUGGCGGCAUGGGAGAAGCACGGGUGGAAGGAGCAUCCGGAUUGCCUCAGCCUGACUUUGUCGUGGUACCCCGAAAUCGCAUGGUCCGCGAACAUCGAAAGCCUGUUCAAGGAGAUGACGACGGCAGUGAAAAGGUCUGGCCAGAGUGAUGUGGGCUCGCUCUCCAACCUGAUGGCUGUUGCGAUCCGUGGGCUACAUCGUCGCUUGUGCAUCGGCGACGACACCGCCGCACCUUUGAGCCUCGUGAAAGAGGAUUGGUGUGGACCACAAGCUCCCGCACUGAAGCCGAAGAUCUUCAAUCCCACGAUGGGACGAGAUCCCCCCGCUGAGAUUCCGAAUUUCUGGGUGCCCGAGACCAUCUUUCCAGGGAUCCUUUUCUCGCAGGGUGAGAGCUACUUCUUAUCCUUGGGGCGAACACCGGCGAUCCUGAAUGCUGUGCAGCUGAAGGAGUUGCCCUGGUCCUUCCAGGGUCCUUUGCCCGCGAUGCAGAAGGAUGAGACUCGCAUCCCGGCAAGCGAGGACUUGAGUGCCGAAGAUGUGCUGUCAGCGGAUGAGAGCACCCGGGCGCUGACGCUGAACAUUGGAAGGCAUUUGGUCUGCAAGCUGCUCGUGAAGGCUGACGAGGUGCGAUGUUACGAUUACACCACCCACCUGUGCGACCAGAGCCUUGGAGAGAAGUGUGGCACGAACCUCGUCUUGCGACGGGGCAAGAAGGCCUUCUCGCUGAUGCCUUUUCUGGUGGAGAAAGGCUUCAUCCUGAAGCUUACGAAUGCCAGCCUCAUGGACUAUCUUGGUUCCUGUGGCCUCCGAAUGCCGAAGAACACAACGAAGGCGGCACGAAUCAGAAGAAUCCUCCAAUUGGACAGCAUCACUCAGGAAUGCAGUGCGGACAAGAUCAGAGAUGUUUUGGCAGUGCUGGACAAGCAGGAAGAGAAGAGAAGAAAGAAGGAAGAGAAGGCGAACGAGCCAAGCAACGAGGCGCUAAAUCCUGAAUCCGCCAUUUUCAUGAUUUAUGUGUACUUUCAUCGAACACAUGACUCGCGAAAACCAUAG
Messenger RNA from Symbiodinium sp. CCMP2592, 1287 nucleotides. NCBI's taxonomy places the organism in Eukaryota, Dinophyceae, Suessiales, Symbiodiniaceae. The record is from the annotation of a GenBank genome assembly.